AUGGGAUCUUCUCGCGAGGAGGCUCAGAAGCCUUGUUCGGGGGUCCAGACCCUGCUGAAGAGGGUCAAGGCCCUCGUUAUCAAAGCCCCGCCUCCGCCCCCGCCCGCCUCCCGGAACCCAGGCUGUACUCACGUGUAUGGGUACGUGUUCGGGCACGUGCCCGAAAACAACCUCGAGCACCUGCCAUCCCAGCAGGUUCUAGACACAGGAGAGCAGUUGAUGGUUCCCGUGGAGGUCUUGGAAGUGGGCAACGAAGGGGCCUUGUGGAAGUUUCUGCUCUCGGGAGCCAUGGCCGGGGCGGUGUCCCGCACGGGCACCGCCCCGCUGGACCGCGCCAAGGUGUACAUGCAGGUCUACUCCUCCAAGACUAAUUUCAUGAACCUGCUGGGGGGGCUCCGGAGCAUGGUCCAGGAGGGGGGCGUCCACUCCCUGUGGCGUGGCAACGGGAUCAACGUCCUCAAGAUAGCCCCCGAGUACGCCAUCAAGUUCUCCGUGUUUGAACAGUGUAAGCAUUACCUCUGCGGAGUACACGGGUCCCCGCCCUUUCGGGAGCGUCUCCUUGCCGGCUCCCUGGCUGCAGCCGCCUCCCAGACGCUCAUCAACCCCAUGGAGGUGCUGAAGACACGGCUGACCCUGCGCCGGACAGGACAGUACAAGGGGCUGCUGGACUGCGCCAGGCAGAUCUUGGAGCAGGAGGGCACCCGCGCCCUUUACCGGGGCUAUUUGCCCAACAUGCUGGGCAUUGUCCCCUAUGCCUGCACCGACCUGGCCGUCUACGAGAUGCUCCAGUGCCUCUGGCUCAAGUCAGGCAGGGACAUGGAGGACCCCAGAGGCUUGGUCAGUCUGUCGUCUGUGACACUGUCCACGACCUGCGGCCAGAUGGCCAGUUACCCGCUGACUCUGGUGCGCACCAGGAUGCAGGCCCAAGACACCGUGGAGGGCUCGAACCCCACCAUGCGAGGAGUCUUUCGGGGGAUCCUAGCCCAGCAGGGCUGGCUGGGGCUAUACCGAGGCAUGACCCCCACAUUACUGAAGGUGUUGCCAGCAGGUGGCAUCAGCUACGUGGUGUAUGAGGGCAUGAAGAAAACCCUGGGCGUAUAGCCUGUGAGCUGCAUGACACUUCCUGGGCAGAAAUGGGACAGAAGGACCCUUUCCCUCCAUGGCCUCAAAGAGCCCUCCAGGC
Molecule: messenger RNA, 1183 nt
Organism: Propithecus coquereli (Coquerel's sifaka)
Lineage: Eukaryota; Metazoa; Chordata; Mammalia; Primates; Indriidae
Gene: SLC25A41
Product: solute carrier family 25, member 41
Exons: 7
Coding region: 1-1101 (366 amino acids)
Biological process (GO): transmembrane transport
Molecular function (GO): ATP transmembrane transporter activity
Source: RefSeq, a predicted model, not a curated record